Molecule: messenger RNA, 4172 nt
Organism: Dreissena polymorpha
Lineage: Eukaryota; Metazoa; Mollusca; Bivalvia; Myida; Dreissenidae
Product: transcription factor GATA-3-like
Biological process (GO): positive regulation of transcription by RNA polymerase II; cell fate commitment; negative regulation of transcription by RNA polymerase II
Cellular component (GO): nucleus
Molecular function (GO): RNA polymerase II cis-regulatory region sequence-specific DNA binding; zinc ion binding; DNA-binding transcription factor activity, RNA polymerase II-specific
Source: RefSeq, a predicted model, not a curated record
UAUACAUUUGUUGUUUUGGGUCAUAAACAGUAUAUCAGUCGAGCCAUAAGCAAAUCGAAGGAACGAUUUCAUAUCUUUGCUAAGUUGAUGACACAUGCAACGAGUUUCUAUAAGAAGCUUUCCGAACUGCAUAAAAUUGCUUCGCUCUGAUCAAAGUGUUGGGAGUGAAUAUUAAAACUUACACUAAUUGCGGAUACGGUGCAUUUCGGGACGAUCAACGGAACAAUUAUCAAGAUGCUUUGUUUAAGCACGUGAAAGCGUUUUGCGAGCUAUUGCGCAAAGAUAUAUUCAAAGACAUCGGUGUCUUCAAAGGUCAUUUCCAAUUAGGAACAAGUCUAGUGUGGUGGCGUGUGGAUAGAACUUGGCUUUGUAACACUGUGUUCCACCGGACAGUGAAUUUGAAUUCCAAAUAUAGACGUUGAACAAUUAUAACAUUUGUUUCCAAAUAUUAUUUAUUUUUUAUUGCAACAACACGUGUAUAUUGUGCAAGGAUAGUGCUAUAAUUCUUGGUCAUGUUUCACACAAUCGUAAAACUGAACAAAUUUUCGUGUACUUGGGAAGUAUAAAUUAAAGUUCCGGUGUGAAGCUUAAACACUAUUUCAAAUAGUGGUGACAUUGGCCUAAAUCUUUGUGACAAAUUUAAAUAGUUUUUUUUUUAUAAAAAAAAACAUUAACAGUUAAUAUGGAAAUCGCAACAGCAGACCAACAGCAUACUCCGGCAUGGUUGACCCGACCGGAUGCGUCCCGAAUGGCUUCUGGAUAUGAAGGACCCGUGGGCUUCCCCUCAGAGGACCCAAUGGACCUGUUUACCAUGCCAGGGGGUUUCGACGGGGCCGGGUCCCACAGGGCGGCACACAACUACUACUCCAACUCACGGGCGAUGGGCUAUGGCGGUGCCUCACAUGACAGUCGAAACCUCUACCGCCCAAACUUUCACCACGCCCUGAAUCCUUGGGCAUCCCUUGACACAAAAAGCAUGGUUCCCGCGCACACUGGAUGGGGACUCUACAGGGAUAACAAACAGGCGCUGGGCCACAGCGGAACCACGCCUCUGUCCGUACACCCAGCCUCAUCUAUCGCCUCGUCGAGUUUCAAUUUCCCACCUACGCCCCCUAAGGACGGCACACCGGACAAUAGUAGUGUAAAUAACAACACAAAUAACAGUGCCACGAACUCUGCAGGAAAUUCGGACUAUACACAUUCGGAAAAGUCUAUCAAGGAAGAUACGGAUAAUGGACUGUCUUCAUUCAUGCACCCAAAUAGCGGCCAUUCUGCACAUCCGUUACCUACGUACUCUUCAUACGGUGACUACGGUGCAGGGCUUGGGUUCCACCACCCGAGUAUGUUUAAAACAUCCCCCACCCUCUCAUCACGCCCGCGACAGAAAUCGAGGUCAAGCGCAGGGUUUUCCCCUCGUGCGUUUUCUGACGUCAUGAUGCAACGCUUUGAGGGGGAUCCUUCUGCAGCAAACCAAUCUGCAGAGGGGCGCGAGUGCGUCAACUGCGGGGCGACGUCAACGCCCCUGUGGCGACGUGAUGGCACAGGGCACUACCUGUGCAACGCUUGCGGCCUCUACCACAAAAUGAACGGACAGAACCGACCGUUGAUCAAGCCCAAAAGGAGAUUGUCAGCGGCCAGGCGCGCAGGGACCAGCUGUGCUAACUGCGGAACAACAACAACAACACUUUGGCGGCGAAACGGAAAUGGCGACCCAGUGUGCAACGCCUGCGGUCUUUACUACAAACUACACAAUGUGAGCCGACCUCUUACCAUGAAGAAAGAUGGGAUACAGACCCGAAAUAGAAAAAUGUCCACGAAAAGCAAGAAGAACAAGAAACUGGCAGCAAUGUCAGACCUUUUGAAAGGAGGACCACUCGACAAAUUCGGUGGUUUCGGCUCCAUGAAUCACGCCAUGCACGCUCCAAUGCCUACUUACAUGACCGGAGCGUCGUCUUUCGGUUCUUCGUACCUGACUCACGGGGGUCCCCAUAUGCAGGGAGCCAGCAUGGGAGGAUUCGGAAACUCAUAUCCGGCCUCCAGUUUCGCGUCGUCGUUCUCAAAUUUACAAAAUGUCGGUUACUCGUCAGGACUCAAUCUGUCUACGUCAUCAAAUAUGGUCGGCGCAGCAAUGGCCUAAUUACAAGAAAGGGAGACCAUCUACAAACAUGCCAAAACAUAGGUCGUGUUCUAUUUACAUUAAUCAGCUCACCAAUUCUAUAAAUGGACUAGUGCCGUCGAUGUCUACAUGUACACCAUAUUGACAAUGUCUGCAUGUAUGUCAAACAUGAAAAAAUGUGUCUCAAAAUAUACACACAUAGCUGUCAUGACAGUGAAAUUGACACUUUAACAUUGACACGCGUGUAACACAGGUGAAUGGAAGUUUUUGUUCGUUAAAACUGAGUGUAUUGUAUUAAGUACGAGAAUGAUGGACCUUAAGCACAUAAUACUGCUUAUUUGAUGCAAGUAUGUGUCAUUGAUCAGCUGAAUGGACAAAUCGUGCAUGACACAAAGCUGUUCUUGUCGUGGGUAUUGUAUCCCGAACGAUAUCGAGUUAGGGAACGUGAAUUGGCGAGAAUUGGUGGUUACCGAUUUGAAGCCCAUCAAGUUUCGGAAUCUGGACAGUGCUUCGUAUAUAUAUUCGUUCGAUAAUUUUUUUUAUCUUCUGACAGAUAUAUGUUUUUUUUUUCAAAGAGAACACUUUUUGAAUUUUGCGUUUACCCCAUAAUAAGGUAACCGUUUCAAUUACAUUGUUUUAGAUAUUAAAGUUUUAACAAUUAUGUAAAAAUAUAAAACUCCACCAAUUUGCUUGACAUUUAGACGAUUGUUUACUUGCAGAUUGUUAGCAAGCUAUGUGAAUUUAGGCAUAAAACUUACAAAUAAUUUUAAGUUCCGUUACAGUUAAUAUUUUAAAUAUAAUUUUCUCAAGGUGUUUGUAUGUUGCUUUUUUAUCUAUUACAAAGUAAACGUUGUUUGAUCAAUGUAAGAAAACACGUUUUUUUUUAUAUUUGGUUGAAAAUAUGCAUGCUUGUAUUACUUCUCUUUGUGCCACUGCAUUUUGUUUGAAUGAGGUUUGAAAAUAAUUGUAAUGAAUUUGAAUGAGCAGUACACGGAUCUAUCAUCUGAGUUCAUGUCGCGCGCAUGCGCAUAUAGCAACGGACACUCAAAUACUACAUCCAUGUUGUUUUGCUGUGCAAAUUUCAUUGAGAGUGGUGAUAACAGGUUUUUAUUGUAUUUUGUCUCUUACAGUCUUAGUGUGGGGUGGUGUUCAUUUGAAAGUAGAAACUUACACUUUGAAAUGUACAUACUUAUCUUGACAAAAUGCCCUUAGUUCAGGGAUGACCGUGUAUUUUGAAUCUCAUGUUUUAUGUGAGAGUAUGUUUUAUUUCAUGAUUACGAUAUUCUUCGUGUAAGAUGUGAAGAUGGCAUGAGCACAUUUGCUGUUAUGGAUUUUAUAAAUUUAGGAUUCAUAAUUUCGAAAUGAUUUUUACCUUAUAGAUUUUUAGUCAGAUUAUCAUUGUAAAUAGUCGUAUUUAUUUAAUUUGCGAUAAAGAUGGCGUGUAUAUAUAUACUAUAUUGACUUAUUUUGUUAGACAUUAAACGAUCUAUAAGUCAAAACAAUCUGUCUAGUCCCGGUUUAUAUAUUUUUGAUAUCAUGGCAUCAUGAUUGUACGGACGUCAACAUUUCUGCAUAAUCACCCGAAUGAAUUACGCACAUACAUGGCUUUAAUUAAAUCACGCAUAGUAUAAAUAUGUAUUUCGACAAAUUAAACAUAAUUUCGCGCAAAUGUAGCAAAUGUCUGUCAUUGAUGUUAUAUGUAACGGAUCUGUAUGAAUUCCAAUAUGAUAUUUGUUGUUUUCAUUAUAUUUUAUAACCGGCAAUGACGUCAUCUGUUUCCGGUUUCUGUUUAAAGUAAUAUUGCAUUUUGAUCGAUUGUUUGAAUUUUCUCUUUCUAAAAUGUCUCUUAGUUAUGGCAUUCCUUAUCAAAAGGUUAGCUUUUUCCGCGAGUUUUAAACAGGAUACACUGUUUUUAAAUAUACCGAUGAUUAUUUCAUUAUGAUCAAAAUUAUUUUAUCAUUUCAGUUACUUGAAGUAAUUUUUGGUUUGUUUAUGAAAUAAAUAUUUUGUGAAAUAUUUGUCAAUUUGUUUUUAAUGAAUACAGUUAUGAAAGAGA